CAGGUGAGCCCUCUGCUGAGGGAAGGAACACUGUGCUCCCAGGCCAGGGAACAUGUCCCGUCGGAAACAGACCACUCCUAACAAAGUUCACUUACAAGUGUUUGUAUCUCCAGUUUUGGUCUCAGGGGAAGCUAUCAGACAAACAUGCUACCAGUGGGCAUGAGGUUGAGGUUAUGGCAUCUGGUGUGCCACAGAGAGGAGUUCUGGGACCUGUUCACCUCCUUUACGUGCAGUACAUUGCUACAGAGCAACUGUCCAACAGGAGCCAUCAGGAGCAGCAAGUAGGACCACAAGAAAAGGAAGGGACCGAAAGAUACAAGGAACAUGUCAAUGGUGAUGUCUCCACCUUGGGAUGGAAAAUCUUGUCUGUCUUAUGAUGAACACCACCAAACCAUUGGGACUUCUCUGCCUUCCUAGCCUGCUGUGUAUCUGGAGGGCCCAGAAAUGCCAUGCAGUGCACUGACGAGGAUAAUCGGAGAGAGCAUCAGCUCCAAGAACUGGGUGAGCCAGCAGAAUGAGGAGUCAGGCUGAGACAUAGCAGACAUGUUACUGAGACUUCUUCACAGGGACUGAAGUGGUUGGGAGGAGAGGAAUGAAAGGGCCAGCAGGGGAGCAAGUCUUUGCAGGGCUGGAGGAGCAAGCCCGCCAAGCCAUGAUGAAAAACAACUUUCCUGAAGCUCUUGGGGACCAAAGGCCACCUGUUCAUCCGCUGCAAGACCCCGACUCCAGCAGCAGUGGCAGUGAUGAUGAGGAAACCACCCAGGAUGAAGUUUCGUCCCAUACGUCUGAGGAGGAUGGCUCAAUGGUAAAAGUGAAGAAAGAAUUAGAGAAUGCAGAGCAACCUGUGGCUGGAACCCCACUGAUGAGAGAAAAUGAGGUGCAUGAGAGCCUGAACGCUGACCCCAUGCUGGGACUGUCCCAGUGCCCCCUCUGCCAGCUGGAGUGUGGAGGCAGGGAGCAGCUCAUUGCUCACGUGUACCAGCACACUGCGGCUGUGGUGAGUGCCAAGAGCUACAUGUGUCCUGUCUGCGGCAGAGCCCUCAGCUCACCAGGAUCCCUGGGGCGACAUCUCCUGAUCCACUCAGAGGACCAGCUGUCAAACUGCGCAGUGUGUGGAGCACGCUUCACCAGCCACGCCACAUUCCACAGUGAGAAGCUGCCCGAGGUGCUCAGUGCAGAUCGCCUGCCGGCACCGCAGAGCGAGGGCCCCUCCGGUGUCGAGGGGAAAGACAUUGCCUUUCACACCCCUGUGUAUCCUGCAGGCAUCCUCCUAGUGUGCAACAACUGUGCUGCUUAUCGUAAGCUGCUGGAGGCGCAGACGCCCGGCAUGCGGAAGUGGGCGCUUCGUCGGCAGAACGAGCCCUUGGAGGUGCGGCUGCAGCGGCUGGAGCGGGAGCGCACGGCCAAGAAGAGCCGGCGGGACAACGAGACGCCCGAGGAGCGGGAAGUGCGGCGCAUGCGGGACCGAGAGGCGAAGCGCCUGCAGCGCAUGCAGGAGACAGAUGAGCAGCGGGCACGGCGGCUGCAGAGAGACCGGGAAGCCAUGCGACUGAAACGUGCCAACGAGACCCCGGAGAAGCGACAGGCCCGGCUUAUCCGGGAGCGUGAGGCCAAGAGGCUCAAGCGGCGCCUGGAGAAAAUGGACAUGAUGCUCCGGGCGCAGUUUGGGCAGGACCCCUCUGCCAUGGCCGCUUUGGCAGCGGAAAUGAACUUCUUCCAGCUGCCAGUGAGCAAUGUGGAGCUGGAGAGCCAGCUGCUGGGCAAAAUGACCUUUGAGGAGCAGAGCAACAGCGCGCUGCAUUAGCUGCAGCCAAGGACUGUGCCACCUCUGCGGCACCUGCCACAGGCGCCUGGCAGGCUUCUACACUCGGGAGGCUGCUGGAGGUCCCUGGUGACUCUCCCUGGCAGAUGGUUCUGGUCUUCUGAACAAACGAGCUGGGAGGUGUCUGCCAAAGUAGCCCUGGUGGGAGCAGAUUCUGAGGAUACAGUCUGCUCUGGGGGCCAAGUCGCAGCCUGUGAACAGAGGGAAAAUAAAUUAAUGGUCACAUUUAU
Molecule: messenger RNA, 2052 nt
Organism: Athene cunicularia (burrowing owl)
Lineage: Eukaryota; Metazoa; Chordata; Aves; Strigiformes; Strigidae
Gene: ZNF821
Product: zinc finger protein 821
Exons: 7
Coding region: 593-1804 (403 amino acids)
Biological process (GO): regulation of transcription by RNA polymerase II
Cellular component (GO): nucleus
Molecular function (GO): DNA-binding transcription activator activity, RNA polymerase II-specific; RNA polymerase II cis-regulatory region sequence-specific DNA binding
Source: RefSeq, a predicted model, not a curated record